AUGGAAUGCGCCAGCCGGAUCUCUUAUGCAACAUGGCGCCUGGGAGUAUUCAGAAUCCUUGAAAGGCCUUGUUCACCGGCAAUUCGCACCUCCGCUCGAUACGUCUCUACCUCGCCGCUGCGCAGCCAGCAUCACGAUGCUCUUCCCGACGAAAUAUCCCAGCGCGAGCGUCCCUCACAGCAGCUACCUCAAUCUCCUCUCCUCAGCCACCCACGUAACAGGGCCAACAAGACACGUAAACGUCGCCCAACGGCGGCGGACGACGAAGAAUUGCAGAAGAAUCCCUGGGCCGUGGCACUCGCGUCGCCGUCGCGCCAAUGCUCGCUGACAGGGGCCAGGAUACCACGGGACCUUUUAGGGGAAUGGGGUAUGGUGAAACGACCAGAUGCAGACCAGGUUUAUUUGUUGCCAUUGGAUUUGCUCCAAGACUCACUACGCUCCCCGAAACCCCCAACCCCCGAGGAUUCUUCCACGGGCGAAUCUUCCACCCAGACAAAGAACCGCGAAGACCAGAUAGGCCGGAGGCUUUUUAUCCGAAUCCUUAACUAUCUCCCUCUCCUGCAAAGGAUCUCCGAACCAUUAUCCCGGAAAACCCGGAGCAAGAAAACGCCCAUUAUGCGGCUGCUGCCGUUUCGAUGGAAGCACCCACAGGGGCCGGUCACAGCACACGAGGAGAGAAAAAUCGUGUGGAGAGAAAACAUGCCGCAGUUCGUGCUACAGAGUAUGAGGAAGCAGGUGGUCAGGGAAUUGGUCGACGCCUAUAGCCAGCCUGGCCAUCUUGAUGGGACUAGUGUAUGGACGGUUCUCGACGUGCCCGAGUCCUCAGAAGCCGGGGUUACAGCAGCGUUGGGCCGUUUAGAGCCCUUCGAGCGGAUGGAGUGCGGUGGAGUGCUGCUUCUUGGCUCGCCUAGUCCCGACACGGUCGAGUCCAGCCUUGCAGUGCCCGACUCUGUGACGCUUCCGCAAACCCAGUCCACCGUCCCUGUGUUUGAUCUAUCGGUGCUUCUCUCCGAUGUGGAUCUGGGAAGACUGCGUGAAUCCCUGCAUUUUCAACAUCCGGCACUGUUUUUCAGACCGGCGAGCCAUGCCACUGUCAAGACAAUGCUGUCUUUAUGGAGGUUGAAGCGAUAUUUGGGGGACGAGACACACUCGUGA
Penicillium alfredii is the source of this 1155-nucleotide messenger RNA. RefSeq lists its product as uncharacterized. The transcript has a single exon. Bases 1 to 1155 code for a protein of 384 amino acids. NCBI's taxonomy places the organism in Eukaryota, Fungi, Ascomycota, Eurotiomycetes, Eurotiales, Aspergillaceae. The record is from RefSeq and is a predicted model, not a curated record.